Molecule: messenger RNA, 1563 nt
Organism: Spathaspora passalidarum NRRL Y-27907
Lineage: Eukaryota; Fungi; Ascomycota; Pichiomycetes; Serinales; Debaryomycetaceae
Exons: 1
Source: RefSeq, a predicted model, not a curated record
AAAGCCCAUUAAUUAGCAUUGCAACAGAAGCUAAAUACAACUAAAUGUUCUUGUUUCGAGCGAGGCGAAUGCCGUGUGGUCGAAUCACUCGACGGUAUGUCUCUCGUACUUCUGAACAAACCCAAGAUCCCGCCCACAAGGAACACAUCAACCGUGUUGUCCUGGGAGCUAUACGAAAACGCGAAGGAAAAGCUGUUAAACAUUACCAAGAGAAUUACACGCUAGUCGACCAGUACUUGAAACAUCAUAAGAAAGUUCUUGACAUAGCCGACAACCCAAAGAUUGUUCUGUCGAUGUUUAGUAGGGAUUCAAAGUUGCAAACUGCUACUUAUAAGAACCUUGAGCACAUCCUUGGUAGUCUUUCAUAUACUAAUGUGGACAUGAAAUCAACAAUCUUGCUAAUAUCGCAUUCCCUUCUUGAAUCGAUUUCCAUUGAAGAAAGACUAAAACUGAAAGGUGUUCCUGAACUACAUAAUCCUACAAACUUGAAAUAUGCCAUUGAUCAUAUUAAAGAAUCUUCCUGGUUUAAUUCCCUUGAACAGUACAGAUACAAGUUCCACCACUAUAAAUCAGGACAAUACUUGAAUUAUUGGAAAUCCGAUACUACCCCAGCAAUAUUAGGAGAAGAUUAUAUACGGUUUCAUCUGACGGUGAAGGAUUCUUCGGAAUAUAUUAAUCGAUUUGACCUGGCAUUUGACAAGUACCAAAAAGAUUCUAAUCAUAUAGCCCUUGGACUAAAGAUAGUGCAGGCACUCAUACAAUGCAAUAAGAAUACCCCUACGCUUGAAAUAUGGACAUAUUUACUUUCCCAGUUCCAACGAUUUGGACUUUACAAUUUCGCAACCAUUGUAUACCUAUCCUUGUUCCACUAUAAACACCAAACAACUGUGCUUGCCAAGCACCCAGAACAACUCACUGCACCACUUAUGCCUGAUCAUUUCCUGCACUUGAUACUAGCACAUCCAGAUAUUCUUGGUCCUAUAUUCGCAUAUCAAGCACGAAACCAAGACGUGGAAACUGCCGUAGAUCUCCUUGCCUUUUUACAAUUAGAUCAGGUUAUUAAAGAGAGGCAUCCCUAUAUGUGGUCUAGAUCAGGUAUCCACCUUAUUAGAAUCCCUCAAUCCAUAUUCCUUGCCCCGGAAUUAACAAUUUCAAGACAGUGUGUUUAUGUGAUAAUGAAAGCAUGUCUUGAUCUUAACUUGCACGCAUAUUUCGGAUUAUUAUUUGAUAAAAUCUUGGUUGAUUCUCAAGAUUCAAACACGAUCAAAUUGAACACCGGCAGCUAUAAACUUGUGGAAAACAUCUUUGACGAAGAGUUAUGUUUGCUUUGGAUUGAAUAUUGCAAGAGAACAAUCGAUAGUCGUGCUGUCGGUUGGCUAUUAACUUAUUUCUUGCCACAAUAUUUGCAACGACAAAAUGGACAAUUUCUGGAUAAGUUCAAAGCAGAAUUUAAGGAAAUGAUGGUGUUGUGUGAUUAUGAAAGGAGAUACCAAGAAUUGCAGAAGCAAUAUAGUUUGUAAAUACACUCUUGUACAUAGAAAUAGAUUAUACAUGCAUUAUGAG